AGCUAGUAUAACUGUCAAAGUCUCUAAAACUUGAAUUGGCUGAUGCAUUUAUAUAAGCUACAAUGCUUAUUGGUCAAUUCAUUUUUUUUAAUAUAAAAAUAAAAUUAUACGCGAGCUGUGCACACUUUUUUUUUUCUUGUUGAAAGUUUAUGUGGAAUUCAAUUGCAUUAUGAACAUUUUAGAACAUAGAAUAGCAUCAUUUCAUAACUCGAUAACCAAAUGGCCUUAUACGAAUAAAAAAUAUCAUAAAACAGAAACCUUUGCAAAAGCUGGAUUUUACUUUCUAACUCGACCCAAGUUACCAGAUACAACACGAUGCUUUUUGUGUGAUAUAGAAUUGAGUCAUUGGAAACAGGGACAAUCACCUUAUAUACGUCAUGCUACUGAAUCACCAUCUUGUCCUUGGGUCAUUCUUAACUUUCCUGACGAUCCUACAAAACGAUCAACUAUUAAACUGCAACCCCAACAUCCUAAAAUGCGUGCUGCUCGAUUAGCCACAUUUAAUUCACAUAAUUUUUGGCCACCUGUGAAAAGGGAUGUUGCUGGAAGACGAAAAUUUUUAGCUUCAACAAAGUUGGCAGACGCAGGCUUUAUCUUAUCACCUACAUCAGAUAAUAAAUCAAGAGUGAAAUGUCCUUAUUGUCAAUGUUGUAUCAAUACACCUAUAAAUGAUAUAGAUGCAUUAAAAUCACACAGUCAAUUUAAUAGUGCAUGUAUAUUUUUUGAUCAAUCAAACAAUGUGGGAUCAAAGUCUUAUUCUUCCCCCCCAGAUAUGUUUGUUAAUGGUUGAAAUAGGAUGUUGAUGAUAACGAUGAUAAUGACUCGACCAAGAAAUGUAAAUCACCUGAUUCAAAUGGUGAUAAUAAUUCAACCAAAAAACGUAAAUCACCUGAUUCAAAUGAUGA
Molecule: messenger RNA, 905 nt
Organism: Cokeromyces recurvatus
Lineage: Eukaryota; Fungi; Mucoromycota; Mucoromycetes; Mucorales; Mucoraceae
Exons: 5
Coding region: 170-790 (206 amino acids)
Source: RefSeq, a predicted model, not a curated record